This is a messenger RNA of Brassica rapa (field mustard), 1309 nucleotides long. RefSeq names its product endonuclease 4. Lineage: Eukaryota; Viridiplantae; Streptophyta; Magnoliopsida; Brassicales; Brassicaceae. The record is from RefSeq and is a predicted model, not a curated record. Gene Ontology annotation, molecular function: nucleic acid binding; endonuclease activity. Gene Ontology annotation, biological process: DNA catabolic process.
UAUUAUAUGUUACUUCAUUUUAUGCCAAUUGGUUCUGAAAUGAAUUACAUAUUUUUAUUUUGAGCAUAAGAAAAAGUUGAUUUUGAGCUUAAAAUAUACAUAUAAAUAAUUCAGUGAGGCGAGCAGCUGAAUCAAUUUUGGAAGAGCAAGAUCAAAACUUUGUGAAGUAUGAAUUCGUCGCUGCGACUAUGGUUAACGAGAGCACUCGUGCUUACACAGCUCAUCCACGGAGCUUUGUGUUGGGGCAAAGAAGGCCACUACACCGUCUGCAAAAUAGCCGAGAGCUACUUUGAGGAAGAAACUGUAGCCGCAGUGAAGAAACUUCUACCUGAAUCAGCUCAAGGAGACUUAGCUUCCGUUUGUUCAUGGCCUGAUGAGAUUAAACACCAUUGGCAAUGGCGAUGGACUAGCCCUUUGCACUAUGUUGACACUCCUGAUUACAGAUGCAACUAUGAGUAUUGCCGGGAUUGCCAUGAUACUCAUAAGCAUCAAGACCGGUGUGUGACUGGAGCUAUUUUUAAUUACACGACGCAACUUAUGUCGGGUUCUGACAACUCGCGGAGGAUAGUCCACUAUAACUUGACAGAGGCUCUCAUGUUCUUAUCACAUUAUAUCGGAGAUGUUCACCAGCCUUUGCAUGUUGGUUUCCUGGGAGAUGAAGGUGGAAACACGAUCACAGUCCGCUGGUACCGUCGCAAAACAAAUUUGCACCAUGUGUGGGAUAACAUGAUAAUUGAGUCAGCUCUUAAAACAUACUACAAUAAGAGUCUUCCACUCAUGAUUCAAGCACUUCAAGCCAAUCUUACUCAUGGCUGGUCAAAUGAUGUUCCAUCGUGGGAAUCAUGUCAACUUAACCAAACGGCUUGUCCAAAUUCGUAUGCAUCUGAAAGCAUAAGUCUGGCCUGCAAGUAUGCUUACAGAAACGCUACCCCAGGGACUACUCUAGGAGAUGAGUAUUUUCUCUCUCGGUUACCCAUUGUGGAGAAGAGACUUGCACAAGGUGGGAUUCGCUUGGCGGCCACUCUGAACCGGAUCUUUUCUUCAAAACCUAAGCUUGCUGGAGCAUGAAACUAAGGAAAAAGAUACUCAAUUUGCAGCCACUCUGUUAGCUCCUUAGCUUAUGUAGUCCUAGUUAAGUUUUGUGCAAUGGCUAUUGUUUUAGUUUAACUAGAAUAAGUAGUAGCCGAAAUUGUCAUUUUCUUUUUUUUAUCAAACAUAUAGGAUACCACCAUAUUCAGUGUGUUUCAACUGAAGCUUGUGUUAAAUCUCAGGCACUUGAAACUUAAAACGAAGGAUCUUGAGAAUGUUA